Molecule: messenger RNA, 2936 nt
Organism: Thrips palmi
Lineage: Eukaryota; Metazoa; Arthropoda; Insecta; Thysanoptera; Thripidae
Gene: LPCAT
Product: lysophosphatidylcholine acyltransferase 1
Exons: 11
Coding region: 246-1763 (505 amino acids)
Molecular function (GO): calcium ion binding
Source: RefSeq, a predicted model, not a curated record
ACCAGAAGUGACAGGAGCCAGCAGACUACGUCUUGUCGUCUGCUAGACAGCUCUGUUCGGUUCGCGUCGCGUGCUGCAUUCGCACUCGUCGUAUGCAGGGGCGGUGAUAGGUUUGUGUGCGAGGUGGGUCUUAAGCGCCGGAAGCUUCGCCAGAGUCUACGCGGACUCCCGAAAAGGGGAAGAAUAUGCUUGCAGCAGCCCUCUAAAACACGGAGCUCAGUGAAUCAUCGCUGGGGAGGAUCAAUAUGAACGAGAAUAUGCAUCCUGGGGAUGACUUGUCGACGGAGCUCAUCAACCCGUUCGUGCACCGCCUGGAGUUCGCGUCCACGUACGAAAAGAUUAAGACGGCCUUGCUGACCGUGACGGUGCUGCCGCUGCGCGUGCUGGCCAUCGCGGUGCUGCUGGUGCUGGCAUGGCUCCUGGCGUGCGUCGGCCUCAUCGGCCUCAGCGAGGAGGACCUCCGCACCAAGCCCAUGACGGGCUGGAGGAAAGACACCAAGUCCGCCCUCUGCUUCUUGAUGCGGGGCUUGUUCGCCGUGGGCGGCUUCCACCGCGUGCGCGUCAAGGGCCGCCAGGCCGCCGCCAAGGAGGCCCCCGUGCUGGCGGUGGCGCCGCACUCGUCGUACUUCGACGCCCUGCCAGUCGUCUGCCUGGGCGGCCCCAGCGUCGUCGCCAAGGGAGAGACCGGCUACCUGCCCUUCUUCGGCAAGCUCAUCAACUACACCCAGCCCGUGUACGUUUGGCGGGAAGAUCCCCUGUCGCGCCAGAAGUCCAUCAAGGAGAUUGUCCAGAGGGCGACGUCGGCGGCGGACUGGCCCCAGGUGCUCAUCUUCCCCGAGGGCACGUGCACCAACCGGUCCUGCCUGAUCACCUUCAAGCACGGCGCCUUCUACCCGGGCGUGCCCGUGCAGCCCGUCUGCAUCCGCUACCCCAACAAGCUGGACACGGUCACGUGGACGUGGGAGGGGCCGGGCGCGCUGAAGCUGCUCUGGAUGACGCUCACCCAGCCGCACAGCAGCUGUGAGAUCGAGUUCCUGCCGGUGUACCGGCCCAGCGAGGAGGAGAAGAAGAACCCCAAGUUGUACGCGCAGAACGUGCGCCGCAUCAUGGCCAGGGCGCUGGACGUGCCGGUGUCCGACUACACCUACAACGACUGCAGGCUGCUGUCCAGGGUCAAGCAGAUGCGCCUGGCGCGCACCGCCAACCUGCUGGAGGUGCACAAGCUGCGCGCCAAGCUGGGCCUCAACGAGAGCUGCGCGGAGGAGCGGCUGCUGACGGAGAGGCCGCACGGGCCGAACGCCCUGGACUGGAGUGCCGUCACCCUGGUCCAGUUCGCCGACUGCCUGUGCGUGGACGCCAAGGACCCCGCCACGCUGCACCUGUUCCAGCUGUACGAGAAGGACGGAGCUGGCGUGGUCGACCUGAGGGAGUACCUGCUGGGCGUGCUGGCCGUCUCCAAGGCCACCACGUCGCUGGAGAUGGUCCAACUAGCCUUCCAGAUCUACGACCGCACCGGCGUGGGCCGGCUCGGGGUGCAGGAGGUGGCAGAGGCGCUUCACAACGCGGUGGCCCUUUCCUGGGAAGACGCUUACGACACCUUCCGGCACGUGGACGUCGACGGCAAGGGGCAGAUCACAUUCGCCGAGUUCGAGAGCUACGCCCGAGGCCGCUCCGAGUUCUCGUACCUGUUCCCCCACGACCGGCAUCAAACGCAGUGCUCCUCGGUCAAGAGCAAGGACAGCAAGGACAGCAAGGAGCAGUGAGGGUGGCGAAGAGGGAGUGCCCGUGCCGUCGCAGAGGUCACAUUGGAUCAACAUAUUGUCUGUCACCGGUUCUUGACACCAGAUCGAGGUUUUAAGGCCACAUCUAGUAGUCUUUCUGCCCUUUCGGGUGCCCUUUCGGGUGCCCUUUCAGGGUGUUAUUGGAGAUUAAACACCAAGCCAAACCCUCGCCAAACCAUAGGGCGAGGCGAAGACGCACUGCUUGAACCUUGCAAAGUAUGAGCGUUACUUUGCCAAGGAAUCCUUCGCAAGUUUUAAGCAGUGCCGAAGGCCUGUCAUUGUGUCUGUGGAACAGUAUUAAAUGUGAGAGGCGAAGAACGCGUGUCCAUUGUCUCGAGACGAUGUAGAAUGAAUACAAUGAUACAUUUUUGUGAUACAUAUUUUUUACAAGUAGCUUUCGAGCUUAUGCGUGUUUGUGUAUGUAGGUGUGUCUUUGUGUGAAUGCGUGAGCGAGCGAGUUAAUUAGUAUCAAUCUCGAACUCAAUAUAGCUGUUAAUGGACUUUGCCGCCCUUGAAUCAUCAUCCUCAACAAAGAUGCUGGCAUGUAUCAACCGUGGCUCAGUACAACUGAAAUUCCGGCUUUUUUUGGAUCGUUAUUUGAAUGAGAGCCAAUAUUAUGUUGGGUUGUGAAAAAUUAUUGCAACAAAGUGUUAAUGUAACACGUUUUAUACGAAUAUUAUGUGCCUAAUGCGCAUAAAAUGUGUUAGCUCUCAUGUGCAUUCUAAUGCACAAAGAGCAUCUGGUGGUGCUAGGGUGUGCAGUCACGGUGCAUGGGAAAUAGAAACAGCUAGACAACCGCUCACGCUCACAUUCCUUCAUAAGAUAUGUAGUUAAAUUCUCAUGUAUCCCGUUUUUUAAAGAUUGAGCAGAAUGGUUUUUGUAAACAUUUAGCAUUGGAGUGAAGUGUUACCAAAAUGCUAAAUGUGGCAUUUAUUAGAUUAAUAUUUUUUCUCAACUUUACUACUCUUGUCCGAAUAUCUAAACUGGUGAUUGCAUAGCAUGAUUGAGUGCCUUACUACAAACACCAUAUACAGCCCAAAUUCUUACAAAUGUAUGUUGUUUUUGUUAAAACAAGUUGUGUGUGAUGCAUGGUAAGGAAAAUGGGCAAAUGAUCAAAUUUUACAUUAGUUUUAUCAAUUAUAUUUUUGAGGCAAU